UUUUUUUUUUACAAAGGAGGGGAGGAAAGGGUUUAAAAAAAAAAAAAAAGUAUUUUUUUUCAGUCUGGCCGGAUUAGGGGCAGGAUCUGCCAAGCUGCGGAGGGGGGGCCAGGCUGGCCCGAGCUCCGGGCCCCGCUCCCGGCCCGGCCCCCGCCCCGCCCGCCCCGACAGCGAUAAAAGGCGGCGGCGGCGGCCCCGGGCAGCAGCUGCAGCGGAGCGGCCGCGACAGCACCCGCGACACCGACAGCACCCGCGACACCGACAGCACCCGCGACACCGACAGCACCCGCGGCACCGACAGCACCCGCGACACCGACAGCACCCGCGACAGCUCCGCAGCAACACCGCAGCGCUCACUGCACAGCACGGCCCCGCAGCUGCACCGCCGAACUGACAUCUAAACCUGCUGCUGCAAAACUGAAAUGGAAACCAUGCACGAGCUGAUCCCCUUCGCCAAAGAAAUGCUCAGCCAGAAGCCCAACAGGAAGAUGGUCAAGCUGUACAUGCUGGGCAGCGUGCUGGCUUUCUUUGGGGUGGUCAUCGGGCUGGUGGAGACCGUGUGCAGCCCCUUCAGCUCCGAGGGCAGGCUAGAGGAGGAGGAGGACAAGAGCAAGCCCUCGGCAUCCCGGGAGCAGCGGCUGCCGCGGACAGCGGAGGGAUUGCUGCCGGACAAGGGCAAGGCACCGCCGGCGCUGCACAGGGCUCUGGUGACCCGGCACCACGCGUCCUGAGCCCGCAGCGCUCAGAGACUCCGCCCGGAGCCCAAGGGAAGGCUCGGCUGAAGGAGACCGCACGUGUGAGACUCGCCACAAGUGAAGGGUUUUAUUUGCUGCUGUGCAGCAGUGGGAAAAAAUACCUUUUAUUGGUAUAAACCUGUGCACGAUGCACAGCGUGGUUUCUUAUUUUUCUUACGGACGCAUUUUACACCAUUUUGCAAGAUCAAUAAAUAUUUUAUAUGGUA
Messenger RNA from Cinclus cinclus, 961 nucleotides. RefSeq names its product G0/G1 switch 2 (gene G0S2). The record is from RefSeq and is a predicted model, not a curated record. Gene Ontology annotation, biological process: positive regulation of extrinsic apoptotic signaling pathway. Bases 423 to 731 code for a protein of 102 amino acids. Gene Ontology annotation, cellular component: mitochondrion. NCBI's taxonomy places the organism in Eukaryota, Metazoa, Chordata, Aves, Passeriformes, Cinclidae. The transcript has 2 exons.